AUGCUUAGGACAAAUCAAUCCAUAAUCACUGAGUUUAUCCUUCAAGGGUUCCCAGGCUCUCCGCAGUCCCAGAAGUAUUUGUUUGCCCCCGUUCUGUUUAUGUACCUCCUCACUGUAGUUGGCAACAUGCUAAUCAUCUUCAUCAUUGUCCACGAUCACCGUCUCCAUAGUCCCAUGUACUUCUUCCUGGGGAACUUCUCCUUCCUGGAGAUCUGGUAUGUGACCACCUUGUCACCCAAGAUCUUAGCCAACUUUCUGGCCAAGAGGAGGGCCAUCUGCUUCUCCUGUUGCAUUGCCCAAGCCUUCUCCCACUUCUUACUGGGAGCCACUGAAUUCUUCCUGCUAGCGGCGAUGUCCUUGGAUCGCUAUACGGCUAUCUGCAAGCCUUUGCAUUACGGCAUUAUCAUGAGCCAUAGGCUUUGCUUCAAGUUAGCAAUGGGAUCAUGGCUGGGAGGGUUUUUCACAGUCAUCGUUCAAACCAUCAUGCUCUGCCAACUCCCAUUCUGUGGUCCCAAUCUGAUCAACCAUUUCUACUGUGAUGUGACCCCACUCCUGAGCUUGGCAUGUGCUGACACACGCCUUCUGGAACAGAUUGUGUUGGUGGGAUCGGCCUUGCUUCUCUUCAGUUCCUUCUCCUUCACGGCAAUAUCGUACUUCUUCAUCAUAUCUACCAUACUGCACAUCCCUUCCUCUUCAGGACGACAGAAGGCUUUCUCAACCUGUGCUGCCCAUCUGACGGUCGUCUCUAUACAAUAUGGAACUGUGAUGUUUAUGUACGUGAAGCCCAAGGCCAACUCCUCCCUUGAGGUGAACAAGGUGGUUGCUGUGUUGAAUACCAUCAUAACUCCUCUCCUUAAUCCUUUUAUCUACACCUUGAGGAACAAAGAUGUCAAAGAAGCUUUGAAGAGAGCAACAAAUAUUAAAAAAUAUUUCACUGAGAGGCACCUACCAGGUGUGAGGUAA
Molecule: messenger RNA, 963 nt
Organism: Gekko japonicus
Lineage: Eukaryota; Metazoa; Chordata; Lepidosauria; Squamata; Gekkonidae
Product: olfactory receptor 6X1-like
Exons: 1
Coding region: 1-963 (320 amino acids)
Biological process (GO): G protein-coupled receptor signaling pathway
Cellular component (GO): membrane
Molecular function (GO): G protein-coupled receptor activity; olfactory receptor activity
Source: RefSeq, a predicted model, not a curated record